AUGGGAUGGAACAAUCAAAUGUAUCCAAUAGCUUAUAAUGUAGCUGAGGCAGAGUGUAAGGAGAGCUGGACUUGGUUUUUGCAAAAUUUGUUACAAGAUAUUAGCCCAAUUGAAGAACAUGGAUGGACAUUUAUGACUGAUCGACAGAAGAAGUUGUUUAAAGGGAAGGAGUUGAAGGAUUGUGUUUGGAAGGCAGCAAAAGUAUACACAAGGAUUGAAUGGGAGAGGCACAUGACUAAGCUACAGGGGAUAGAUAGUAAGGCAUAUGACUGGAUGAUGAGAGUGAACCCAGUCCAAUGGUCUAGGCAUAGGUUUAGUCCAAGAACCAAAUCCAAUAGUCUUCUAAACAACAUCUCUGAAUGCUUCAACUCAAGGGUGCUAGAAGCUAGGGACAAACACAUCUUUUCCGUGAUGGAGAUGAUUAGAAGGGCUUUAAUGGUGAGGAUGCAUGACUGUAGGGACAACAUACUGAAGUACAAAGGGCCUAUUUAUGAAAAGAUACAAAGCAAAGUUGAAAAAAGGAAGCUGAAGUCCAGAGUAUGGAUACCUACAUGGUCAGGAGUUGCUAAAUUUGGAGUAAGAUAUGGAGGGGAUGGGUAUAUAGUAAACUUAGAGAAUAAAACAUGCACAUACUUUGAGUGGGACCUCACUGGAAUCCCUUGUCCCCAUGGUGUAGCUGCUAUAUUUUUUCGGAAGGAAAGGGUUGAAGAUUAUGUUCAUGCAUAUUUCAAGAAGGAAACUUUUUUGAGGACUUAUGAGACAUUGAUUAAUCCAUUGAAUGGUCCAGAUAUGUGGCCUAAAAUAGGCAAACUUCUUUUACAGACAUUCAUAGGGUUUAGGACAUCUGCAUUAGUAAAGAAAGGGGAGAGCAGCCAAACACAACCUGAUGGUGGCCAAUCUAGAAAGAGGUCAGCAGUAGAAAGUGGUGUUGAAGAAUCAACUGAUGGGCAACCAAGGAAGAGGACAAGGUCAGCAGCAACAACCAUAAGCAAGAAGCAAGCAAUGGGUAGCCAGUCUAGUAUUAACAAGUGGCUUUGA
This is a messenger RNA of Camellia sinensis, 1038 nucleotides long. The record is from RefSeq and is a predicted model, not a curated record. NCBI's taxonomy places the organism in Eukaryota, Viridiplantae, Streptophyta, Magnoliopsida, Ericales, Theaceae.